Molecule: messenger RNA, 4711 nt
Organism: Eublepharis macularius
Lineage: Eukaryota; Metazoa; Chordata; Lepidosauria; Squamata; Eublepharidae
Product: retinol dehydrogenase 7-like
Exons: 5
Coding region: 189-1133 (314 amino acids)
Source: RefSeq, a predicted model, not a curated record
CUGCCUGAAAACUGUUCUACUCAGAUUUCAUCAGCUACCUCAAGCGAUUCAAAUUGCGGCAAAGUGAGAGAAGAGUGGAGCAGAGAAAGCCCUUAUGUGCCUUCAAGCAACUAAGGCUGGAAGACCUUCCUUUAACAGACUGCAGGUUAACCACUGAAAGCUGACCCAACACUGCAAAUCUUUGAGCCAUGUGGUUCUUCCUGGCUGCCCUGCUGGGCCUCUACUUCCUUCGCCGAUGGUACCGGGAGAGACAGACUGUAGAGAACCUGACACAGAAAUACGUCUUCAUCACCGGCUGCGACUCUGGCUUUGGGAACCAGCUUGCCAGGCAGCUGGAUCUGAAGGGCAUGAGGGUCUUGGCGGGAUGCCUCACCCAGCAGGGGGCUGAGGACCUGGAGAAGGCUACCUCUGACCGCUUGAAAACCACCAUCCUGGACGUGACCAGCACAGAGAGCGUUGCUGCGGCGGCCGAGUGGGUGAAAGAAUGCGUGGGAGACAAAGGGCUCUGGGGCUUGGUAAACAAUGCUGGCAUAGCUAUGCCAAUGGUACCCAACGAAUGGCUUGCUAAGAAGGACUUUGAAAAGAUCAUAAACGUCAACCUCCUUGGGUUGAUUGACGUGACCCUGCAUAUGUUGCCCUUGGUGAGAAGAGCCAGAGGGCGGGUUGUCAACAUAUCCAGUGUGUUGGGACGGUUGGCGAUCUUUGGAGGAGGCUACAGCCCAGCCAAGUAUGGUGUGGAAGGUUUCUCUGACAACCUCAGGCGGGAGCUUCAUGACUUUGGGGUCCAACUCAGCAUUAUUGAGCCCGGUGGUUUCUCUACUCUCGUCUUUAACAAGAUAGAAGAAAGUUUCCAGAAGGUGUGGGAUCAGCUGUCUUCUGACAUCAAAGAAGCCUAUUCACAGCCAUACUUUGAGAACUACUGCAGAAUAUUUCAAGAUAUCCUGAACAGUUUCAGCUCCGACUUCUACCUGGUCACUGACUGCAUAGAACAUGCACUGCUGUCCCGUUACCCCCGAACUCGCUACUCUGCAGGCCAAGAUACUAAGUUCUUCAUACCUGUCUCUUACCUACCAACUUCAGUGGCAGACUAUGUGUUAAGAAGGUAUUACCCUAAACUAAAACGGACAGCAUAGAUAAUUUUGUGUAAACAGCUUUACCAUCCAAAAAAGCCAAUAGGCUGUAGACAGGGCAUAACAGUCAUUGUAGCACUAUGAAUAUUUUUACGGAAAAUUAAUUUUUUAUUUCAAAUGUUACCAAUCAACAUAAAAGAUAAGACAUUGAAAAGAUGGCAAAGACAGAUAAAUCAAUUCAUUUGGGAUGGCAAAAAACGAAGAAUAUGAUUUAAGGUAAAGGUAAAGGUAGUCCCCUGUGCAAGCACCGAGUCAUUACUGACCCAUGGGGGGACGUCGCAUCACGACGUUUUCUUGGCUGACUUUUUACGGGGUGGUUUGCCAUUGCCUUCCCCAGUCAUCUAUACUUUUUACCCCCAGGUACUACGAGAUUUAAAAAGAAGAGGUGGUCUGGUGCUACCAAACAUUAAGUUAUAUUAUCAAGCAGCUGGUUUGGUUUGGAUUACAGAUUGGAUUAAAAACCCAAAGGAUAGAUUAAUAUGAUUAGAAUAUGAAGUGGCUGAUUUGUCUGAAGGGCUGCAUAAUUACCUUUGGGUGAAAAGAAGAACAAGGACACAACAUAAAAGCCAUGUAAUAAGAGACAGUUUGAUACAAAUUUGGGACUCCGUAAGAAUGAGGAUAAAUCCUCCGAUAUCACCAAUAUUGUCACCAAUCAUUGCCUUUUGUGAUAAGAACCUGGGAAAAAUCAAUUACUUUAUAAUUUAUCAAGAUAUGAUAAAUUCUCAAGGAAAGAUAAAAUCAUGGCAAGAAAUUAGUGACGAAGGAAAAAAGAAAUACAAUGGCUGUGAUAUACCUUCAGAAGGUCUCCAGAUUAAAGGGAGCUCUUAAGGAUCAUAGAAACCAACAGAGAAAUUUGAUGGAUUUUGAGAAGAUAAUCAUGCAGGGAAUCAUAUCUUAGGCCAAAUCUACAAACUUUUGCUCCAAUAUGACACAGAAACAGAGCAAGUUAAAAGCUGUAUGCUAAAAAUGGAUGCAAAAUUUGGAAGAAGAAAUAACAUUCCAACAGUGGGGAAAUUUAUACUUUAAGGGCAUAAAAUUUACAGUAAACCAAAUACUAAGAGAAUAUCUUUUGAUGGUCUAUCACCUCAAAAGUCAUUGAAAAAUAGAUAAGUAUAUAGUGACAUUUUGGAAAUUUAAGGAAGCAGGCGGUUCCUUCUUUCACAUAUGGUGGACAUGUGAAAAAACUAAAAAUAUUUGAAAAGAUAUACACACUGAGAUUCAGAAGAUCUUAAAAAUUGGUUUUGCUAUGAAACCGCAGAUUAUGUUGUUGGGAAUAAUACCAGAUAAUAUUGACAGAACACUACAUGAAUUACUUAGGUAUCUGUAGACGGAGGCAAAAGUGGUAACGGUAAGCAAAUGGAAAAAAGAAGAAUGCCCAACCGGGGAAAUCUGGAAAGACAAAAUGUCAAAAUAUGCGGGAAUGGCAAAAUUGAUGAGUAAUAUAAACAGAAGGCAGAUUAAAGAAUUUGCUUACAACAGAUAAAAUUGAGAAAGAUAGGAAUAAGGUGUAUUAGUCCUGUAAAUCUGAAUAUGUGAUACGUUCUUUAACUUGACUGCAAGCUAAUGAGUUGACUUAAUUGGUAGAAUAGAAUGUAUGAUAGAUAACACUGAAAUAUUGUUUAAAAAUCAGCUUGUUAUUGUUAAGAAAUAUGUAAGUAAAAGGUAAUGAUAAAAUAGGGGUAACAAUGACUUUUUCAUUCUUUAAGAUUGGGAGUAGAAAUAGGUUUGAAUUCUGCAUGUGUUGUUUAUUUAAAAAUAUAUACCUUAAAUAAUCUCAAUAUUAUUCUAACAUUUUUAAAGGUUACAAUAAUUAGUUGCAUAAAGACAACUGAUAGAAUAAAGUGCAUGAUAGAGAACACUGAACUAUUGUUAAGAAGUCUGCAUUGUUAUUGUUAAGAAAUAUAUAAGUAAAAACUAAUGAGUGACAAGAUAUUUUUCUCUUUUGGCCAGUUUGGUGUAGUGGUUAAGAGCGUGGGACUCUAAUCUGGAGAGCCAGGUUUGAUUCCCUACUCCUCCACUUGAAGCCAGCUGGGUGACCUUGGGCUAGUCACGGCUCUCUGGAGCUCUCUCAGCCCCACCCACCUCACAAGGUGAUUGUUGUGGGGAUAAUAAUGACAUACUUUGUAAACCGCUCUGAGUGGGUGUUAAGUCAUCCUGAAGGGCGGUAUAUAAAUCUAAUGUUAUUAUUAUUAUUAUUUUUAAAAAAGAUAAGUAGAAAAAGGUUUGAAUUCUACAUGUAUCAUUUACUUGAAAAUAUAUACCUUAAAUAGUCUCAAAUAUCAUUCUAAUAUUUUAAAGGUUGUGAUUUGUGUACUCUAUACUUUGAUAAUCCUUGUAGCACGCUGCUUUUUAUUAGUUUUUCUUGUCCCCUUCCUUUGUUCCCCUUUUUUCUGUAUCCCCUUUUCUGCUUUAAUAAAAAAUAAAAAUACAAAAAAAAUAGUCAUUGUAACACCAAAUAUCAUAAUCGCACUAGGAUUUAAUGGUUACAGGACAGGUUUUUAUUGUUGCUUUGAUUUCUUAGCCCUCGGUUCAUACAACUUUGUCCUUAUUUUCUAGUCCUGUGGUCUAGAAAUAAAUCAGAUGGAAGGGGUCAUCAGUGGAGUGUACAUGCAAUUAAUAAACAGAUCCAUUUUUUUCAAAGCUUGUGAUAUCUCGGGCAUACUUCUUUCUGAAUUAAAGUUGGAGGCGUACUUGAAAGGAACUAACUAAGACUGGGGAACAGGGAAUCAAUAUGCAGCCUUAGUUCUCUUUUGUCUCUGCAUGGUUCACUCUCAUUUACUAUCUUUGCAACAAGUUAAGUUAAUACACUUGCAUUGGUUUCUCUUGCUAAAAAGAGGGCACCUUCCCAGACCCGGCUAGAGUCUGUUGAGGAUGCUACAGUUAGGAAAAUAGCCGUUUCUGUACCCCUAUAUCCAUAUCAUUGUUCUAGGGGUUGAACAAUUGCUGCUACUGUGCUUUGGUUUCAUUUUGCAAAUCCUAUAAUCAUCACUUUUGUUUCUCCCUCUCAGCCCGAGAGCACAGCUGUGUUAUCUUUCUUUGAAGCUCACCGAAAUGACCUUGCACUGUCUGAAAUGUUGCCGUUUCUUUUAUGCCUCUUUCUGUCCUGUCUAGCCGAUGUAUAAACUCCAGCAGAAGUUCCCAGACUUCUUCCCGCACAAACUUGUGGUUUGGGGAGGAGGGCAGUGAUGAUUGAGUAUUUAGAGCUGUACCUUUCUCAAGUGUCUAUUCCUAUCAAGGAAGAGUGUACUGCUUGGAUGCUUUCUUGCUUCUGAGUAAUUCUAUGGACAUAUAUAUGGAAACAAUCUGAUUUCUGAAUAAAAACCAUUUCACCAAGAACCUGUGUCUUGCUGCAAUGGUCCAGGGAUAUGUCUACUAUUUCAUGUCAUCCAUAGCCUGACAGUUAGAAACAGGCCAAUCAGUAGAAUACAACGUUCCAUUUCAUGGAGGUGAACAAAGUAUAUAAACUUCCCAGAUUUGGGGGAGGGGGGGUGGGAACCUGCAUACUAAUGUCAUAUCUAACAUCUGUCAUACUGACUUAUCAAACACUUCACAGAGGAGGGGACAGAGUCCACGGAGUAUUU